Eruca vesicaria subsp. sativa (arugula) is the source of this 1610-nucleotide messenger RNA. Lineage: Eukaryota; Viridiplantae; Streptophyta; Magnoliopsida; Brassicales; Brassicaceae. The record is from the annotation of a GenBank genome assembly.
AUGGAGCAAAACCCUAAAACAGAGAGGAAAUGGCGGUACACAUGGGAAGCUCAGUCUCACUCUCCAAACCUUCGUCUCUUUCUUUUCGACUCUGAAACUAACCCUAAGAACCAAUGCAAGAGUCUCAAUGUCUGUACCCUCCUCGAAAAAUCUCAACUUCUCGUCACAUGGAUCGAUUCCGAAGCAGAGGGAAGAGAAGAUUGUGUUUCUCUUCGUGUUCCUGUUCCUAGAGUUCUUCUAGAUGCUGAAUCUCCUGUAAAGUUCAAAGCUUUGGAUGAUCACAUCGAGGUUAGACUUGCUCUGUUACUCCCCGUUGAUCAUCCUCUAGUCUCUGAUUUGGUGACUGGAGAUAGAGAAAAGUCUGCGCCUUUAGUGAUGGAAUGUGAUGUGAAGACUAUGAAUUUAAUGGGAGGAGUUCAUUUACACUGUAGAGAAUGCUCUUUUAGGUUAACAAAGAGAGCUCUGUUUGAGUUCUCGGAGAUGCCUUCUGUUAAUUGGCGAGAGUCUGCUGAUAAUUGGUUUGGUACUUGUUGUUGUUCUUUUGGUGGGAUUAGUGAGAAGAUGGUUGUUAAGUAUACUAACUCUUAUGCUUGCUCUAGUGGGUUGUGUCUGCUUAGUGCUACAACUGUUUUGCUUAGUGAGGAGGAUCUCGUAGAGUGUAUCUUGUUUGAUAAAGUUGGAGUGAGUCGGGGUUGUGAUCUUGGUGUAGUUGAAUUGGGUUCUGGAAAAUGUGAAGUGGAUAGUGACAGACAUGAGGAUGGAGGUGAGAGUAUUCAUGGUCAAGUCGAUGAGUUGAGAGAUAAGGCAUUAACGGUGCCUGGAUGUUGUGUACAUGACUCGUCUGGCUCUAGUGAGAGUUUUCAGUUGGAGCAGAGACUUACACUUGAUAAGAAGUUUCUUCUUGAUGGGUUUCUUGAGGAUGUUUUUAUGGCAAAGGCAUCGAAUGUAUCCAAGAAUGUUGAGUGGGUCGAAUUGGCUUGUCCACAGUGUUCGUCUCCUCUUGGAGCAUAUCCUUCUGGCGGUGGGAGCAACGAGAAACCCAUAGAUGGUGGAGUUAGACUCUUCAAGUGUUAUAUUUCCACAUCAUCUGCUACUGGUGAAUCCUCUGAUGUUUUCAGGAAAUACACUUUGGAGAGAAUGUUUACCAAUCAGCUAGUGGAAUGUGCCAAAGAAGAGUUAUCAUUUCAUGUUUUGGUCAAAGAUUUGACAACCAAAUCGCCUCUGUUCCAGAUUAUCAUCCUGAAUCCAAACUCUUGGUCCUCGACUGGUCUAUGUUCGAGCCGAGAUGAAGCAGGUUUUACAUCAGAACUAAGUCAUAUUGUGAAGGUUCUGUUUUCAGAUUGCAACAGCGCACUGGUGAAGAAAGUUGAUGAAGAAGUUUACAUUUUGAAGGGACAAGGAGAAGAGUUGAUAGAGCUGCUUACAAAUGCUAGCAAAUUUCUUCCAUCUUCAUGUGCAUAUCUUCAGGGCUCCCUUGUCUCAUCUAUGCAUCUAUGAUUUAAUGAAUCUUUCUUCACUUUUAUCUUAUUCUUUCUUUUGUAUGAUUUAGUGAUGAACAUGGAUAUAAAUUCUUGUAAACGAAUUGUCUUUCUUUGCUAUGUUUUGUUAAC